Messenger RNA from Phalaenopsis equestris, 2909 nucleotides. RefSeq lists its product as uncharacterized. Bases 495 to 2465 code for a protein of 656 amino acids. The record is from RefSeq and is a predicted model, not a curated record. Lineage: Eukaryota; Viridiplantae; Streptophyta; Magnoliopsida; Asparagales; Orchidaceae. Gene Ontology annotation, cellular component: Golgi apparatus; cytoplasm. The transcript is spliced from 11 exons.
UUCAUAUAAUAUUUUUCCCGCAAGCCGACUGUCCGUUUGGAGUCAACUUUUGCGUACUUCACAGCGCCGGAAAAUCUCCCAAAACGCAGCUGUCAGCGCCAUCCACUUCGCCGCCCCUCAUCCCUCGCAGCGGCGACCGAUCUUCCUCAAUCGGCGCCAUCUACUUCGAUCGAUCGAACUUCUCAAUCUAACCAUCUGCUUCCCCAUUUCUGCUCUACCCUAAGCCCUAAAUACGCCAGAGCAGAGAAGUGAGAAGAAACUUGCGAGGAAGACCACCUUCUUCUUCAGUGUAUUUCUGCCGUGAGUGCGCUUUUCUUCUUCUUUACAAAAGAAACAGAGGCGGUUGAAAGAUAGGCGGAGAAAGAGGUCGGGAUCGUGGGAUGAGAGAGAGAGAGAGUGGUCGGCUGAGUUUUACCACUCUUUUACUUCUCAGAUCCACCGCUGCUGCUGCAUUUUUCUCACUCUAGGUUUGAAACUCCUGAUGAGAUCCUAAAAUGGCUGUUAAAAACAAAUUCAAGCUAUUUGCACUUGUGGGAAUCGCCUUCUGUAUAGUGUCACUGCUGGUACAUCUUCUGCUUGCAAAUUAUUCAGCCGGGGACAUCAUACAAUAUAGGCCAACUGUAGAUAAGAUAUACCAGCAUGGAAAGAAGUUUAGGUACAGAAAGUUAUGGGGUUCAAUCCAAUCUUUGGAGGCCUUGCAACCAUUUGCCAACCCUAGGAAAGCUUAUCCUGUUCCAGGAAAACAAAAUGGUUUUAUAUAUGCGAAGAUAUAUGGCGGAUUUGAUCAGGUUAAAUCUUCGAUUUGUGAUCUCGUUGCUGUUUCAAGAUUGCUAAAUGCCACUCUUGUCAUUCCCGAGAUUCAGGACAGUAUUCGCUCCAAAGGAAUUAGUUCCAAGUUUAAGAGCUUUUCUUAUGUGUUUAAUGAGGAGCAGUUCAUAGCCGCGCUAUCAAAUGACCUGAUUGUUGUGAAGAGUUUACCUAAUGAUCUUAGACAAGAAAGGAAAAGGAACAAGCAUCCAACCUUUUCAAUCAGAUAUUCAGCUUCCCCAAGCUUUUAUAUCAAAGAAGUAUUACCUAAACUGAAGCAAUCAAAGGCUGUUGGCUUGUUGAUUUCUGAUGGUGGAUGCCUUGAGUCUAUUCUCCCCCCAGACUUGGAAGAAUAUCAGAGACUUAGAUGCAGGGUUGCAUUCCACGCCCUUCAGUUUCGUCCAGAAAUUCAAUCAUUGGGAAACCUGAUUGUGGAAAGAUUACGGGCUUCUGGCCGUCCUUAUCUUGCAUUGCAUCCUGGGCUUGCAAGAGAUACCUUGGCUUUUCAUGGCUGUGCUGAACUUUUCCAGGAUGUUCAUACUGAACUUAUUCAAUAUCGAAGGAACCAGAUGAUCAAGCGUGGCAUUGUUCACGGAAAUUUGAGUGUUGAUUCUACAUCUCAGAAAAGAAAGGGGUUUUGCCCACUUAUGCCUGAAGAGGUUGGAAUUCUCCUUCGGGCAAUGGGGUAUCCUCCAGACACAAUAAUCUAUUUGGCUGGCGCAGAAAUGUUUGGUGGCCAAAGGGUUCUAGUCCCUUUACGUGCAAUGUACACAAAUUUGGUGGAUCGAACUUCUUUAUGCAGUAAGACAGAGUUAUUCAAGUUGUUAGGCCCAGAAGCCCCUCUUCCUUCAAACUUUCCUGUUCCAAUUCCACAGAAAACCAAGAAACAGCUUAUCGAAGAGUGGAACAAAGCUGGGCCUCGGCCACGACCUCUCCCUCCACCUCCUGCUAGACCUUUUUAUCAGUAUGAGAAGGAAGGUUGGUAUGGUUGGAUUGCCGAAAGUGAUGUCGAACCAGACCCUUCAGCAACAGAUCUGAGAUUUCAGGCUCACAGGUUGUUGUGGAAUGCUCUUGAUUAUUAUGUUUCUGUGGAGGCUGAUGUAUUUUUCCCUGGAUUUCAUAAUGAUGGGAGUGGUUGGCCUGAUUUCUCUAGCCUUGUCAUUGGCCAUCGGUUGUACCAAAUGGCGUCUUCAAGAACUUAUCGCCCAGACAGAAAAACACUCUUCAUGCUUCUAGAUUCAAUCCGCGACAUCCUUUAUUAUCCUAAGCAUAAUUGGACAGUCUUGGUUCGCGAAAAUCUCAACAACAGUUUAGGCAUCAAUGGUUUAAUAAUGGAGUCACGGUUGUCAAAACCAAGAUCAUUUCUUUCCCAUCCUUUACCAGAAUGCUCCUGCAGAGCAUCAAAAACUCCUGAAGUUCAAAAACUUGUGAAGGGACCCAAUGAUGAAAUCCUGUUUGGUGGUGAAGAAAAAUGCCCCGAAUGGAUGAUUCGAGGUCUUGAUUUCGUUCUUUCGGAAUCCGGCGAUCUAAAAGAUGAAGGCGAUGAGUUUCCUGAAGAAGAGUUGGAUUUGGAGAACCGGCAGGAUGCCGGCGAUGGAAGCAGAAGCGAAGCCACCAGACCCGUUGAGCAGGAUGAAGAAAUGGAUCCAGAUGAUUAGAGACCCCAAACAAUAACAAUAUUCAAACAUGUUUUUUCAAGCGGUUUCCGUGCCAUUGGUCGUUAUUUGUGGAGACCCAUGGUUCUUCGUCCAGUGCUCGUGGACGACAAGGCCUGCCAUAAUUCUUCCUACACGGUCAACGACUGAAAGGAGUUUCAUAAUUUUUUGGCUUUUCAUACCAAAGCUGGUGUGAUCUGUAAAUUUGUGAUUCCAUACUUGAGGAUUAGGUGUUCUUUCUAGCUCUUUCUGACCAUUUCCCAAUAGGCAAUUUUGGGCUUAGAGAAUUGAUUGUCCGGUUGCUGAUAUAUGAUAUAUUGUGUACCAUUUUGAGAAACUGCUACUUUUUAGGGUUUCUAUAUUUUUUUAUUUCUAAUGCAUAGUAAUGACUAAAAUGCAGCUUUCACAUGUAUCAGUGUGACACAAAUUAACAGCUCAUUUUAAGCU